Molecule: messenger RNA, 567 nt
Organism: Penicillium argentinense
Lineage: Eukaryota; Fungi; Ascomycota; Eurotiomycetes; Eurotiales; Aspergillaceae
Product: peroxiredoxin family protein
Exons: 5
Coding region: 1-567 (188 amino acids)
Biological process (GO): cellular response to oxidative stress; hydrogen peroxide catabolic process; cell redox homeostasis
Cellular component (GO): cytoplasm; mitochondrion; peroxisome
Molecular function (GO): thioredoxin peroxidase activity
Source: RefSeq, a predicted model, not a curated record
AUGGCUACCCUCAACCCCGGCGACGCAUUCCCCAGUGACGUGGUAUUUAAGUAUAUCCCAUGGACCGAGGAGAGCGAUGAUAUCACCGCCUGUGGUAUUCCCAUCAACUACAAUGCCUCGAAAGAAUGGGCAAACAAGAAGGUCGUCCUCUUCUCCGUGCCCGAUCUCGUGAAUUCAAUGCGUGCAUUCGAAGCUUGUAAGACCUGUUCCCCGACUGAUGCAUCCGGAUUCAAUCAAGGCGCCUUCACUCCGACCUGCUCGGUGAACCACAUGCCCGGCUACAUCAAGAACCUGCCCCAGCUUCGUGAGAAGGGUGUUGAUAUUGUGGCCGUGGUUGCGUUCAACGAUCCCUUCGUGAUGAGCGCCUGGGGCAAGGCGAAUAAGGUUCGCAACAAUGAGAUCCUCUUUCUCUCAGACCCCGAGGCCAAGUUCUCCAAGAGCAUUGGCUGGGCGGAUGCCGCGUCGGGUCGCACCGGACGCUAUGCCAUCAUCAUUGACCACGGCAAAGUCAAAUACGCCGACAUCGAGACUGAAAAGGGCGCUGUCAAGGGAGAUGAGACGGAGUAG